CUGCGCGGAGCUCUGACGGCCUUUUCCCUCCCUUCAGGGAGGGGGUCCCUUCUUGGAGGACGUGGUAACAGCUGGUCCAAGCCCCUCCCGUCCUCCAAAUCUUCCUUUCGCUUCCGCUGGGGGCCCACUGAAUCCUUCCACCUACUCACCCCGGCUCUUUCCGUCUUCACCCAGCAACAGAUACAUUCACUCAGAGAAUUUCUGUGAUUGGCUGAAGACAGCAGGGGUCGCCCCCAUCCUCGGAUCUGUUUUCUUCGUCUUCACCUCCGCCUUGUUCCUGUACUCCCCACACGGACUGAGACUGAUUUGAUUAAAGCACCAGAGUGUAAUGGCCCUCAGAACAGGGCUGGUCCUGGGGUUCCACAGCCUGAUGACCCUCCUGAGCCCGCAGGAGGCAGGGGCCACCAAGGCUGACCACAUGGGCUCCUACGGACCCGCCUUCUACCAGUCUUACGGCGCCUCGGGCCAGUUCACCCAUGAAUUUGAUGGGGAACAGCUGUUCUCUGUGGACCUGAAGAAAAGCGAGGCUGUGUGGCGUCUGCCUGAGUUUGGCGACUUUGCCCGCUUUGACCCGCAGGGUGGGCUGGCCGGCAUUGCCGCGAUCAAAGCCCAUCUGGACGUCCUGGUGGAGCGCUCCAACCGCACCAGAGCCAUCAACGUGCCUCCACGGGUGACCGUGUUCCCCAAGUCUCGGGUGGAGCUGGGCGAGCCCAACAUCCUCAUCUGCGUCGUGGACAACAUCUUCCCGCCUGUGAUCAAUAUCACCUGGCUGCGCAACAGCCAAGCUGUCACUGAGGGAGUGGCCCAGACCAGCUUCUAUUCCCAGCCUGACCAUUUGUUCCGCAAGUUCCACUACCUGCCCUUCGUGCCCUCGGCCGAGGACGUCUAUGACUGCCAGGUGGAGCACUGGGGCCUGGAUGCGCCACUCCUCAGGCACUGGGAGCUCCAGGUGCCUAUUCCACCACCAGAUGCCAUGGAGACCCUGGUCUGUGCCCUGGGCCUGGCCAUCGGCCUGGUGGGCUUCCUCGUGGGCACCAUCCUCAUCAUCAUGGGCACAUAUGUGUCCAGUGCCCCCAGGUAACGAUCCUUCUGAGAGAAAUGACUUGUGGGAGACACCCUGCAGAUCCUCGUGGAUUUGUGACAGCUCCUACGUGCUCAGUGCGCUUUAAGUGCAUCCUGCUGUGCUGACCUUGAGUGGGAUCAACCUCUGUCCUACAAGUCCCCCCCUUUUUGGCCCCAGUACUCAUGGCAGGGUUUGUGGGACACCUACUAGCUUCCCUUCCCUUUCAACACACACGCACAUUCUCGCUCUACCCAAAGCUCUGGCUGGCAGCACCAAAUGCUUUGGUGGUGUUUGCUCUGUGUCCUUUUUAGGCCUUGGCCAGUUCUCCCAGGGUUGAGGCAUGUGGUGCUGGGGAUUGGCAGCAGUCCUGGGGCCCGCAGGGUGUGUCUUGCUCCAUUUGUCCCAUUGUGUGUUACUUUGUGAAUGAGCCGUUUCACAUGGACUUCAUGAAAUUUGCCUCCUGAGUUCAGUUUUGCCCUGAAAGGGAUGCAGAUUAUCCUGUUCCUCACGACCCCCUCAGCUAACAACCCCCUCAGCACUGGGACAGGACAGGCUCAUGGGGACUCCACUCCUGCCUGGGUUUACUCUGUAUGAAGAGACCAUUGGUAUCCUGUCAUGAUGUCAUGUCCUUUUUCUACUUUCCCUAGAGUCCCAUGCAUGACAAAGAGAGGCCCAAGGCUUGGAUAAGGUGGCCACUUCCCUCAGUGGGGUCAAUCAUGUUAGGUAGGAGGUGGUAGAGUCGGUGUGCAAGGUAUCUGGUAAGAGGGGCGGUCCACCUAGACACUCUCUAAAUAUAUGGCCUGGAAGAUUUUAGUCUACUUUUCUGUGAACAAAAUUUAAAAUAUACAAAGAGAUAAGUCACCAUACCACGUCGUUUAUGUCAAGACCAAAAUGAGCAGUACAGAUUACGGCUUUCAAACCAGAAUGCACAUAAGAACUGCUUGGGAUCCUUUUAAAAGUACAGGCAUUGGCCUGGUGCAGUGGCUCACUCCUGUAAUCCCAGCACUUUGGGAGGCCAAGGGGACAGGAUCACUUGAGGCCAGGAGUUGGAAACCAUCCUGGGCUACACAGAGAGACCCCAUCUCUAAAAAGAAAGAUUUAAAAAUUAACCAGGCAUCGUGGCUCGCACCUGUAUUCCCAGCCACUCGGGAGGCUGAGGCUGGAGGAGUGCUUGAGUCCAGGAGUUCAAGGCUGCAGUGAGCCACGAUUGCACCACUGCACUCCAGCCUAGGUGACACAGUGAGACCCUGUCUCUAAAUAAAUAAAUAAAAUAUAAAAAUAACAGGCAUCACCCAGACCUACUGAAUUAGAAUCUCAGGGGUGCAAGGGGCAGCAACAGGGAGGCUGUCUUUUUUGAGACAGGGUCUCGUUCUGUCACCAGGCUGGAGUGCCAUGGCAUGAUCUCGGCUCACUGCAACCUCAGCCUCCCGAGUUCAAGCAAUUCUCCUGCCUCAGCCUCCUGAGUAGCUGGAACUACAGGUGCGCACCACCAUGCCCAGCUAAUUUUUGUAUUUUAAGUAGAGAUGGGGUUUCACCAUGUUGGCCAGGAUGGUCUCCAUCUCCUGACCUCGUGAUCCACCCUCCUUGACCUCCCAAAGUGCUGGAAUUACAGGCAUGAGCCACCACGCCUGGCUGAAGCUGUCAUUUUUUAACAGGCUCUGGAUGACUCUGAUGCAGCCAUCCUGGACCUAGGCUGCGGUCUGGUCACUGGGACACAGUGACAUAAUCAGGUGCCAUGGGGGGUCAUGGGAAAGGGGGAUCUCUAAGGUCUGAGGUGGACCAGGAAGGCUUUCUGAAGAACCUGGGUCUGUUAGGGCAUCAAAGCCAAUCAAGGUACAAGUAAAUAGGGACAAAAUGAGGGUUUGAACUGUGAGCAGUUGGUCCUGGAAAAGAAAGAAACCGAGAGAUGAUGGGGACUCAGAGGGCUUCUUAAGAGAGAAUAAGCUUAAACCAAUGACUAGAAGACCCUGACGGAAGUGGAGGAGAAUCAUCUCAGGCAAAUUUUUUGUGUGCCAGUAACAGAAACCCUCUUCGUGUGAUCACAUGCAAAGUAUAGGAUGUUUGCAAUAUAGCUGUGGGGAAGAGUGCAGGGCCCAAGGGUAGAUUCUAGCCAGGCCUCCUAGGAACAGAACUGGGAUCCGAAAAGCCUGGAGAAGCUACAGCUACCCCUCCAACACUCUCGGAUCCACACGGUCUGUGUUCUCUAGACCCCCCUGCAUGUUAGCGGUGUUCUCUCUCUGUGGACUGACUGUCCUUUUCAGUGAACACGUCCACCCGAAAGCUCCUGAGUUUAUAUCAUCUCAGCCCUCACAACCCACAAAGGCUGUGUCUCCCAGUCACAGCUUUAAAUUACCGGAAAAAUAAAUGACCGGCCAAACGUGGAGCAGGUGUCCAUCCCAGCCUUGUGUAGUUAGAACAGGAGACAAGAUCCCACACAAAUGUGGCUGCCAAGCACCCAGCCCCGGGGCAAGGGGUCAAGUUCUUGUCAGAGAAAGAGGAAUAAGUUGGUUCUCAGAAGACACCACAAGAUACGUGUGUUCCCAACAGUCUCUGAUCUCUGCGGAUCUUUUGCUGAGCAGUUAACUUGAUGCAUCAUUGGGGAGGUGUUUCUCUCAUCUCCAUCCUAAGGCUUAAUAAAGUCAUUAAAAUUGUGUGCUUUUGAC
Messenger RNA from Chlorocebus sabaeus (green monkey), 3726 nucleotides. RefSeq names its product major histocompatibility complex, class II, DO alpha (gene MHC-DOA). Gene Ontology annotation, biological process: antigen processing and presentation; immune response. The record is from RefSeq and is a predicted model, not a curated record. Lineage: Eukaryota; Metazoa; Chordata; Mammalia; Primates; Cercopithecidae. Gene Ontology annotation, cellular component: MHC class II protein complex; membrane.